AGCUGCCUCCCUUCUCGACAAGCUUCAGCCAGAAAACACACAGGAUCUGUCUUCCAACUGGUACACGUGCCCGUGCAAUUAUUGCACCCCCUCACCUUGCCAUUCGCCAAGUGCCAACCCAUAAAGUGCCAAAACCUGGAGGCAAAAGCAAAGUAUGAGCAGCACGCCUGUUGCCUACAAGGAACUUCAGCGAUAUCAGUUGGAUGAACGCUGAUAUAUAUGAUCGCACCAAAAUGUUUAAGGUGCUAAAGGCACCCAUGACAGCAUGGGCAUGCUGGUAAAGUAGCCACAGGAAGUCAGUACAUAGUGAGUGUCACUCAACUCCUACCGAUCUCCGGUUGCGUCUCUUUAAUUUGCUCCAUGGAAGAAGCCGGAGCAAAGAAGUUCUUCACGGGAAAUGAGAUCUCCGACCGUCCUCUGCUCAACCUCGAUCUGUCGAUCAGCACCAGCAGCUUGCGUCCGUCUUCGAACGAGGAAUCUGUGAGAUGUGAGCUGAAGCGACAGAGUGAGGAGCAGAUUCGAGUUGCCACUCUGGAGAAUGCUUACGCUGAGAGAGUGAGGGAGAUGACGAGAAGGGAGCUGGAGUUGGCGGAGAAAGACUUCGCGCGAGCCAGACUGAUCUGGGAGCGAGCCAGAGAAGAGAUGGAGAAGGUGGAGAGGAUGAAGGAGAUAGCCGGCAGAGUGAACUCCAGCUGCUUGGAGAUCACCUGCCACAAUUGCCAUCAACGCUUCCACCCAUAAAUAAAAGCAGUCGAUCGCCAGAUUCUAUUCGAGAUUGAUUUCCAUUUGUUGCUAAAUAAACAAUUAACUAUUUCUUUUUUUGAAAAAAAAUGUUUGAUUGUCGAAAGGUUUGUAGAACUAUAUCUCUUCUGUGUACAUCAUGGCGUCGGAACAGAAUUAUUGCGUUCAUCAUUUUCUAAGAUCCAUGGAUCUUUU
Molecule: messenger RNA, 936 nt
Organism: Zingiber officinale
Lineage: Eukaryota; Viridiplantae; Streptophyta; Magnoliopsida; Zingiberales; Zingiberaceae
Product: protein indeterminate-domain 16-like
Exons: 1
Coding region: 361-741 (126 amino acids)
Biological process (GO): gravitropism
Cellular component (GO): nucleus
Source: RefSeq, a predicted model, not a curated record